This is a messenger RNA of Vicia villosa (hairy vetch), 438 nucleotides long. Its product is annotated as 1-aminocyclopropane-1-carboxylate oxidase homolog 1-like. Bases 1 to 438 code for a protein of 145 amino acids. The transcript has 3 exons. The record is from RefSeq and is a predicted model, not a curated record. NCBI's taxonomy places the organism in Eukaryota, Viridiplantae, Streptophyta, Magnoliopsida, Fabales, Fabaceae.
AUGAAAAAUCAAACUGAACUCCAUCACUUGCAAGUUUCAAGAAGACACAAUGACCAGAGGGAUAUAGUUCUAGAAUAUGGAGCACAUGUAGAGAAACUUCGAACAAAACUCUUUGAAUUACUAUCGGAAGCUCUUGGAUUGAAUCCAAACCAUUUAAAAGAUAUGGAUUGUUCUAAGUGGAUUAUGUUACUUGGUCAUUACUAUCCUGCCUGUCCUGAACCUGAACUAACUAUGGGAACCACCAAACUCUCUGAUGGUAGUUUCCUCACUGUGCUUCUCCAAGAUCAUAUUGGUGGCCUUCAAAUUCUUUAUCAGGAUAGCUGGAUUGAUGUACCUCCAAUACCUGAGGCUCUUGUUGUCAAUAUUGGUGAUCUUCUGCAGCUUGUAACAAAUGAUAGGUUCUUAAUAUUUUGUUUGUAUUACAUCCCUGUUUGUUAA